Messenger RNA from Erpetoichthys calabaricus (reedfish), 3679 nucleotides. RefSeq names its product ring finger protein 10 (gene rnf10). Lineage: Eukaryota; Metazoa; Chordata; Cladistia; Polypteriformes; Polypteridae. The record is from RefSeq and is a predicted model, not a curated record. The transcript is spliced from 17 exons. Gene Ontology annotation, biological process: positive regulation of myelination; positive regulation of transcription by RNA polymerase II. Gene Ontology annotation, molecular function: metal ion binding; transcription cis-regulatory region binding. The coding region runs from base 327 to 2621 and encodes 764 amino acids.
CUUAGCGGUUCUUGCUUGGCGACUUGUCGCCAUUAAGUUUGUGGGCUACGCAGUGGAUUUGGACUGUUGUUUUUAUUCCUGCCCUUACGCCCGGGGCUCAGUUCCCCUUUCUGACGCUGACUGCUUUCGGCAGCAGUCUUCUCUUUUUGCUUUCCGGCAUUUACUUCUUAUUUUAACUGUUCGCUUAGUCUAUUUUUCUUGUUUAUUUUCCUGUCGAGAUGUCGCCGUGAUGGAGUCUCCGAGUCUGAACGCCAUGAGCUUGGGCCCUCGACGCCUCGUCUGCGCUCGUAGCCACCCGUUCUCCUUACCCUUGUUUGACACUUUGGAUGCUAGAGAGUCCGGAACGGGCUUCUCUGGACUUCGGCUACCGGAACUACAGCAACUCAAUGGAGAAGAACGGCAACAGCACCAACAACAAACCGCCUCCCCGCUCCGGCUCUGCUGGGCCAGUGCCCGGGGAGUCUAAACCCAAAACAGAUGGAAAAAAUGGAACUGGAUCAAAACAACGUUACAACCGCAAAAGAGAACCCACCUAUCCAAAACCAGAGUACUUCUCCGGGCCGGUUCGCCGUCCCAACCCACAGAAAGGCAAGGCCUUUGACAAACGUCCUCCACAAAGGGGAGGGGCAAAUAGACAGUAUGGCUGCCCUGGAGGGGGCAGACGAGAAGAGGUAGCAGAGGUUCAACGGGCAGAAUUCAGCCCUGCUCAAUUUACAGGUCCAAAGAAGAUCAAUCUGAACCAUCUCCUGAAUUUUAGUUUUGAGCCUCGUGGACAGGGAAGCUCUGGCUCAGACUGCAAUGGAGGUUGGGGAAGGCGGAACAAGUGGGGUCACAAAAUGAAGCCUUUUAACAAGGAACUAUUUCUCCAGGCCAAUUGUCAGUUUGUUGUUUCUGAGGACCAGGACUAUACAGCACACUUUGCAGAUCCUGAUACUUUGGUCAAUUGGAGUUUUAUACAGCAAGUGCGUAUUUAUAGCCAUGAGGUACCAUCUUGCCCAAUUUGCCUAUAUCCACCAGUAGCUGCCAAGAUAACACGAUGUGGCCAUAUCUUCUGCUGGGCUUGCAUCUUGCAUUACCUUUCGCUUAGCGAGAAGACGUGGAGCAAAUGCCCUAUUUGCUAUGAGGCUGUUCACAAGACUGACCUAAAAAGCGUUGUUGCCAUGGAGACUCGUCAAUAUCAAACAGGUGACACCAUCACAAUGCAGUUGAUGCGGCGUGAGAAAGGAGUGCUUGUGGCCUUGCCUCACUCCAGGUGGAUGAAAGUGGAGGAGCCCAUCCACUUGGGAGAUGAUCUUCACAGCCAGUAUUCUAAGUUACUGUUGGCAUCUCAAGCUCAAGUGCUGCAACAGGUGGUGGAGGUGGAGAGAGCAUCACUUCAAAAGCAAUAUAUGGAGGAAGAACAUACUUUGGAAUCAUGCUUCGUAGAGUCUGCCCUGCUAGAGCUAAAGGAACGAGAGAAUGCCUUACUUGCUGCUUAUCCAAGUAAUGAAGUGGAUCUCAAACUGGAAGCACUGAAUAUAAAUCCUCCUUCCUUGGGAGUACUGCCUACCAAGGUAGAAUCUGACCAUGUUCCAGCUGCCAAGCCUGUCCUUCAGUAUUCUUCUGCUUUUGAUGAUGAAGUUGUUGAUCCUGUCUUUGAAGAGAACAUUUCAGAGGGUUUGUCCCAUUUGGAUCCCAAGUUGAUACCGGAGCCUGAGCUUAAACCAGUGCCAUGCUCUGUUGUAGAGAAGCAGUUGUGUGCUGAACAGUCUGAAUCUGUGUCUGACUCGAGUGUAAAUGUCCCGUACUACUAUUUCUACCAGGCUGAAGAUGGUCAACAGAUGUUCUUGCAUCCGAUUAACGUGCGCUGUCUAGUACACGAGUAUGGUUCCUUGGAGAAAAGUCCUGAAAAAAUUGAAGCUGUAGUUGUGGAAAUUGAUGGGUACUCCAUGAAUGAGGAAAUGCGUCGAAGACACCGCUACCUAUCUCACCUCCCAUUGACCUGUGAGUUCAGCAUUUGUGAACUGGCACUGCAACCCCCAUUACUGUCAAAGGAAACCCUCCUAACUUUUACAGAGGACAUGGAAAAGCGAAAACGAUUUCGUCAGAAGAAGGCUCGUGAUGAGCGGCGGAGGGAACGGAGAAUAGAAAUGGAGGAGAACAAGAAACAAGGAAAGUAUCCAGAGGUUCAUAUUGGUUUAGAAAAUUUGCAGCAGUUUCCAGCCUUUGGUUCUCCUUUAGACCACAGCAGCCACUCGAAUACAUCCUACCUUUCAAGCGGCAUAGCAUCAAGUCCUCCCUCAGACUGCCAAGUCCUCUUCCCAUGCUUAGGAAGUGGAAGCCCACAACAGUAUGGAAAGAGCUUGGAGGAAGAUGCCCACUGCCCCUCCUUUGCCCAGAUGCUGCGAGAAGGAAAGGCAAAAGCAGAUGGAUGGCCAAAAGCAGUUCCUAUAAAAGCUGAAUCCUUGCUUGCACCACCAGCCCCUGACAGUGAUGGGGAGAGUGAUGGGUCAGACCGAGCCCCUGUGCCCAGCUUUCAGAAUUCAUUCAGCCAGGCUUUUGAAGCAGCCUUACUUCAGUUGGACAAGAUUCCAGGACCACCACCAGGGCUUGUUGGAAAUGCAGGUGAGCAAAUUAUGUGAAAGAAGAAAAAGAAGCAAAAGCUCUUGUUUAGUACCUCUGUUGUUCAUACAAAGUAAAAGGCAAGACACUGUAGAGACCCCCAUCACCCUUUGUGCACAGAUAUUGGCAUCCUGGUUUUCAUUGCUGUUUUUUUUUUUUAAAUAUAUAUAUAAAUGUUCUUGAUUGAGUGCAAGGGUGACUUAUCAGAAAUGCAAAUCUUAUAAUUUGGGAAGUUGUGCUUGAUGAUGCAGCCAGGUCAGUUUUCUUUUUUUUUUUUUUUUUUUUUCGUCAUGUAGAAGAGCCUGUUAGUUAGGGGGGGGGGGGGGGGGGGUGUGUCUGACGUUUACUGCACACACUGCAGAACGCUCUUGUGGUCUGCUUCUUACUCACUUGAAGAAUCGGACUGUUUGCCCACUGACACUGCCAACUUGCCUGCCCCUCCACUCCGUCACUGCUGGGAUUCUUUCUCCCCCAUCCUGGAGACCACCAGAAUAUGCAAUAUAUGCCCCUGUUCAUGUGUGUGUUAGCCCCCCCCCCCCCCCCCCCCCCCCCCCCCCAAUCUUGGGGAAACUAGCAGUCUGUAAAGUAUUAUGGGGGACAUCUACUGCCAAAGCUAAGGUAAAAGAGCAUAUCAGAAUGUAGACCACCCACUAGUGGGGGCCCUCAGCUCCUUGAUUAGAUAAUUAUUGUUAGCAGUUUUUCUAGUAAAGUCUCUGAAUGGGGGGCUUCUAAGCUUGGCCUACCAUCCAAUUAUGAUGCUGAUAACCCCCACAUUUUGAUUUUGGCCUAUGUGGUACUGAAUCUACCAGCUAGAGCCCCUGCUGAUGGGACUGUCCUGGUUAGCCUCUGUUUCAUGUUGUAAUUGUUAAUGCUGAAGUGGGGAUCAUUUUGGCGAUUUCUUUGUAAUUCAUUUAAAAACUCUGAUGCACUCAAUUACUGUUAACAGUUUGACUGCAUUCCCACAGUUGUGGAAUUCAAAGCAAGAAUGAUGGGGGUCUGUGCACCCACCUACAUCUGUUGUGAUGACAGGAGUUUUUCCCUCUUUUGUGUUUUGUCUAAACCACUUAUUUAAUUUCUG